Molecule: messenger RNA, 3093 nt
Organism: Pyricularia grisea
Lineage: Eukaryota; Fungi; Ascomycota; Sordariomycetes; Magnaporthales; Pyriculariaceae
Exons: 4
Biological process (GO): telomere maintenance via telomere lengthening
Molecular function (GO): double-stranded telomeric DNA binding
Source: RefSeq, a predicted model, not a curated record
AGGGGCAUCGUUCGUCGCGUCAACCACGGCAAGGUGCUUCCCGUCAUGGCUCACCGCCAGCUUCAGGAUGCCGAGAUGGCAACUGCCAACUCGCCAAUCGCGUCACGAACGCGGAAGCGCGGCGUCGGCAACACCGGUAACAGUAACAACACAAAUUCUCAGACUACAGUGGCAGCAUCGGCUCCGUCACGGGCGUCCAAGCCCAAAGCAGCGGCUCCGGCGGCUCCGGCGGCUCAGGCUUCUGUCAUGGCCACGCCCGAAGCGACUGUUCCGACUCCAGGGAUGAUUCCAAACAUGGCAGCCACGCCGGGAACCUUUCGACCCACUUUUGGACGUAGGUUCGCUCCUAGGGACGAGACAGAUACUCGAAGUGUCCGAAGCCUGCCGAGUGCGGCACCAGACCAAUCUCAAAUCGAUGAUUAUGAAAUGACCACAUCGCAGUACCAAGGCAUGUUAGAAGCCAGCAUUGUUCCUUCUGAUGCCUUCCACAUUCCAGAAGGUGCUAACGGUCAAAUGGGCGUGGCUCGAGCCCUGGAGAAAAACUUACCCAAACUCUUCGAGGCAGCUACCGAACUACAUCAGCUGCUUUCAGACCCUGAGCGGAAUUCUCAGGAGACACAAGAAGAAGAUACCGUCUGGCUUGGUGAACUGAGUGUUGCCUAUACAAUUCUGAACGCUCUCAAGCGUCCGUAUUGUUCUCAGGGUGUGCCGUACAUCCGCGAUACAGAGGAUCUCUGUGAGCGGCUACAGUACACAUAUGGUCACGUCCAUUUUGAGACUGCCAAGACCGUAGCAUCAACCGUCAACCUUUCUGAACUCAUGUACGAUUUCACUUUCUUACGGGAAGCCCCAGAAGAGCAGACGCUAUUUCUUGGUCGUCUUGAUAAAUAUUUUCCUGCAGUAUUUAUCCCCAUCUCACUCCUUGGACGAGGCGAGUGGGAAAUAGCCACGCUUGCCCUUGCCGUCGAUAUCAGGACCCAACUAGCCAUAUCCAGGUUACGAGAGCUUGAGAGUGGCCAGUCUGGAACAGAAGUCCUAGGUGACGUGUUUCUCGAGUAUUUCGAUAAACAAGCCCAACUCGACGAGCAGUUGGCCCUCCCACAAAGCUACCGAGGACUACCCGGUUGCGAUUCUGUGCAAUACCGCUUCAAGGAGCUGCCUGAAAUCGGCAAAGCACGGCAGCAGUUCUGUCAAAGGUGUCAGGAAAUCAAGGAGCUUCUAGGGGAGCACGUGAAUAACGUACCCGACGUCAUGUCCAAGAUUCAGGAACACUUUGACUUCGCUGGCUUUCGAAGUGUGCUCCAAACCUGGAUUGGCGGUGUGACUACCGACUUGAUGGAGGUUCCCCUCAACCAGGGCCCCUUUGAUCCCAACACCGGCACACCUACAUCGGCUCGCCUUCGAGAAUCUGUCCUUGGGCGAUCCCCCUAUAGUCCGGCAGCUAGCGCGGAUGCUGUACAGGCUUUCAUUCGCCUGGGUAUGGCAGGCCAACACCUUGCCAGCCCAAGUCCAGCAAACAAUAGUCGCGCCGGAAUACCACGGGGUCAGAAACGUCCUCGUCCGACCGAUGACGGUGAAGAUGACGACGACUUCGAGCAGGACCAACGCAUCCCAGACAGCCAGUCGAUGCCACCACCACCUCCUCCAGUCCGCCGGCGCCGACGUACCAGCGGUUCUCGCGCCAAGCGCAUCCAGAUGGAGCCACAAAUCCCUGUUGACCCAAUACUGACCGCCGGCGACUCGGCCCAGUAUCCUGCACCACCCGAAUCCAUUGGAGAUAGUGCUCAUGAUGGUAACAACAGCUCUGCUACUGGCUUGGACAACGCCAGUGAUGCGUUCGCUUCUCCCGCUCCAUCCUCGGUGCUGAAUGUCGCCACCGCACCGAAUUUGUUGCAGAUGUCGCAGCAUGCCAGGGCCAUCUCGGCACUAGCUAGGCAGCGCAACCCUAAGCCACCGCAGACUCGUGUGCCCUGGUCUAUACCUGAUUGUCAGCGCCUGAUUGGCGCUGUGGGUGCCUAUGAUGCCAAGUGGAGCAAGAUCGCCGAGGCCAUCAGGAACGGCCAGGUGCCACUUGAGCAUCCACGAGAUCAGCAGGCGUUGAGAGACAAGGCAAGGCUAAUUAAACAGGACAUGCUCAAAACCGACAGCAUCCUCCCACCGGGCUUCGACCUCGUUCUUUUUGGCAGGAAAGAGAAUGAAGCCGUCAUAAACGUCGGCAAGAACCCUCAUCGCAAGGAGAGCGAUAUAGACCCGGCGACAGGCCGCCCCAUCAAUACGGAAUGGGUCGACCCUAACGCUCCGCCUCCGCCACCGCUAGAGGAACAGGAUGGCGAGCAGCAACAGCCGGAGCCAUUGACCAUAGCAGAGGAGGCCGUGAUGGCUGCUGCCGAGGAGGAGAGGCAAGAACACGAUCACGAACCACAGCAGCAAGUAGAGGAGCAUAUCGAGCAACAGCAGCACCACCAGAAUCAUGAGCAGGGACGGCACCAACUGGAGGAGCACCUAGAGCAACAUCAACAUCACGAAGAGCAGUCGCAAAUUCAACAGGAGGACCAGGGAAAGGAGCAGGAGCAACAUGAGGCUUCGGCAUCCGAGAGUGCCGUGCGCAUGUCGGACUAGCUAUCCGACCUUGGACACAGGACCUCGGAGGCAACGUUGUCGCAGAGCGAUGGCCCGGGCAGCAUGACUCAGCAAAGCCUAUAAAAUAUGAGCAAUGAUAAGCCUUAUGAUUCGAACGCGGUCAACUUUGUAACACGACAGUUGCGGUGAACUUUUUUUUUUCUUUCUUUUUUGCUUUCUGUGUUGACUCUUUCACCCUUGUUUUCUUUGCCAUUGGUGAGCAAAAGGAUGUGUUAUUUCACAAGUACAUCUCAUGCCAAGAAGAGAAUCGCCAGGUUCCCUGUCAGCCUGAAAUCGAAGGGGAAGUACCAAGUCGAAAAAGAACCAUAGCAUGAUCGUGUCAUUUACUUGGUACCAUAACUAUACCCUGAUAGCUGAGAAGGAAUGGCUGGGAAAGGAAAUUGCUAGUAAUUAACUCCAAUUCUUUGGGUGUUAAUGUAUGUAGACAAUGUUGGGAAGGGAAGUAAAAGUAAA